GCGCCCUUCCGCGCAUGUGCAGUACUGCUUAGAGCCCGCCAGCCACGGUCUCCGGCGCCAGCUACGCCGCUGCCGCUGUCACUAUGGCCCAUUACAAAGCCGCCGACUCGAAGCGCGAGCAGUUCCGGAGGUACUUGGAGAAGUCAGGAGUGCUGGACACGCUGACCAAGGUAUUGGUAGCCUUAUAUGAAGAACCAGAGAAACCUAAUAGUGCUUUGGAUUUUUUAAAGCAUCACUUAGGAGCUGCUACCCCAGAAAAUCCAGAAAUAGAGCUGCUUCGUCUAGAAUUGGCAGAAAUGAAAGAGAAAUAUGAAGCUAUUGUAGAAGAAAAUAAAAAACUGAAAGCAAAGCUUGCUCAGUAUGAACCACCUCAGGAGGAGAAGCGUGCUGAAUAGGAUUCUUCUCAGUUGAAAAGACACUGAAAAAUGUUUUGUAAGACUUGAAAUAGUUUGUAUAGUAUAUAAUCUUUUCUGAACAGAUGCUAUAGAACUUUUAUAUAUAUAUAUAUGUUAAAUUCACCUAUCACACUUUAACUGUUAUAAACACAUAUUCUUAUAAUCACCAAUAAAAACUCAAUAUAACCUUCUUUGGGUCUUAAAAGCAGGAGUAUCCAAAGUGAAUCCUGAAAAAAAUCUAAACACAGUCAUAAUUCAUUACCUUAAAAGACAUUCUGUUUACUAGUCUGGCUAGGAAUGAUGGUGCUGGUUGUAUUUUAGCUGAGGAAGGUUAGCAUGGAGCUGUUCCUUGGUUUAGUUCAGGGUAUGAGCACAGGCACAGUCAUUCUUUAAAACGAAGAUGACAUUGUUUCUAUUCUCCGUAGGCAGCGGGAGAGAUCUGUGUGCCAUGAGAUGCUUUGCAUGGGUUCUAAUGAAUCUUUUGCUCAUUUACAUAAUGCGGAAUAAAUAACUCCUCUUUGCCACCACUUUGCCUUAGGUAACUGUGUGUGCCAGUUUGAACUCUGACACCACGUUUUUCUUCUGUGCAUUCAUGCCCUAUUUGAUGAUGUUGCCUGCUUGCUACUUGCACAUGGGCUUUCCUGUGUUGAUUUUCAAUUUGCUAUAAUAGCAGUUACCCGGUUGUAACUUCUAUCACAUUAAACAGGAUCACACUGUUCCCCUGCCUUACUUAGUUGCUCAGUUGAGCACAGAACAGAGGGAAUAUAAAAUUCUGGGUUCAUUCACAAGCUGGGAUGAGAAGGAGAAUAAGCCAUAUAUAGAGGAAAAUUAUAGUUUGCUGGUAUAAUUAUAUAGUGCUUUUUUCUCAAAAUAUUUUUCUAGCCUUGAAUUCAUUUCAUCUUCAUCAUCCCUGUGAAGUAGGUAGGGCAAGUAUGAGGGGAGGUUGAGUGUUGAAUUUUUAGGCCAAAGACUGAUAUUAAUACAAAUUACUAACUGUUGAACCUUGGGCACAUCAGUUAACUGCUCUGAAAUUCACUCUCCACAUCUGUUAGUUGAGAAUAAUAAUAUCUGUGCUGCCUACCUCACAGGGUUGUUGUGAGGGUCAAAUGGAAUGUAUGAAAAAUUUGUAAAUGGUAAAGCACUAGAUUCUUGUUCA
Messenger RNA from Eptesicus fuscus (big brown bat), 1551 nucleotides. RefSeq names its product MYC binding protein (gene MYCBP). The coding region runs from base 84 to 395 and encodes 103 amino acids. The record is from RefSeq and is a predicted model, not a curated record. NCBI's taxonomy places the organism in Eukaryota, Metazoa, Chordata, Mammalia, Chiroptera, Vespertilionidae. Gene Ontology annotation, cellular component: nucleus. Gene Ontology annotation, biological process: regulation of DNA-templated transcription. The transcript has 5 exons. Gene Ontology annotation, molecular function: transcription coactivator activity.